UUAUGUAAACCUCUGAACGUCAUCGUUUUGUUACUUGCCCUUAUUGUCAUUAUAGGCCCAUAGCCCAACAAUUAUGCAAACCAUAUAACAUAUAUGUUGGCCCAUUAACGCAAAUUUUCAGUUUUUGUUUUUUAAGAAGAAAAUUGAAAUUACAAUUUCUGCCUUCUGGUAAUAAAGGCAUUGCAUAUUUUAAAUGAUGAUGAUGAAUUGAUGAUGAUGAAUUGAUGACUUAUGGUCGAUGAAGACUUACAGAGCAUUGAGCUCAUAGUUUUGUAAUAAGACGAUGACGUUAUACGAGCGAGAAACUCAACCGCUAUGGCUUCCGACUGAGAGAAAGUGUUUUAAUCUUCUCCAACAAUGUCAUCGCCACGGCAGAUUCUCGCUUCUUCAGAUUCAUGCUUUCAUGCUCCGCCACGCCAUAGAGACCAACGUUCAAAUUUUCACCAAGUUCUUGGUUUGUUCUUCGUCGGUUGUUGGGAUUUGUUAUGCCCGUAAGUUGUUCGAUCAAAGGCCUCACAGAGAAGACAGUUUCCUCUGUAACUCCAUGAUCAAGGCCUAUCUUGAAACUCGUCAGUAUACUGAUUCGUUUGCUCUUUACAGAGAUCUUAGAAAGGAGGAGACUUGUUUUGCUCCUGACAAUUUUACUUUCACGACUUUGACAAAGUCGUGUACUUUGAGUUUGUGUGUUUACCAAGGUCUACAGUUGCAUAGCCAGAUUUGGAGAUCUGGGUUUUGUGCAGAUAUGUAUGUUUCGACUGGAGUUGUUGAUAUGUAUGCUAAAUUUGGGAAGAUGGGAUGUGCGAGGAACGUGUUCGAUGAAAUGCCUCGGAGAAGUGAGGUUUCUUGGACGGCUCUAAUCUGUGGGUAUGUUAGGUGUGGAGAGCUGGAUUUGGCGAGUAAGCUCUUUGAUGAGAUGCCUCAAGUCAAGGACGUUGUAAUAUAUAACGCAAUGAUGGAUGGUUACGUUAAGUCUGGUGAUAUGACCUCUGCCAGAAGAUUGUUUGAUGAGAUGACUCAUAAAACUGUUAUCACGUGGACCACUAUGAUACAUGGUUACUGCAACAACAAUGACAUAGAAUCUGCGAGGCUUUUGUUUGAUGCUAUGCCGGAAAGGAACUUAAUUUCUUGGAAUACAAUGAUAGGAGGAUACUGUCAGAAUCAAAAACCUCUUGAAGCUGUAAGAUUGUUUCAAGAAAUGCAGGCAACCACCUCUCUAGAUCCGGAUGAUGUGACUAUUGUGUGUGUGCUACCAGCUAUUUCUGACAUGGGUGCUCUCAGUCUGGGUGAAUGGUGUCACCAUUUUGUGCAGAGGAAAAAGCUCGAUAAGAAGGUGAAAGUGUGUACUGCAGUUCUUGAUAUGUACUCGAAAUGUGGGGAGAUAGAGAAGGCGAAAAGAAUGUUUGAUGAGAUGCCAGAGAAAGAAGUAGCCUCUUGGAAUGCUAUGAUACAUGGGUAUGCUUUGAAUGGGAAUGCACGUGCAGCUUUGGAUCUAUUCUUGGCAAUGCUGAAAGAAGUAAAGCCAGAUGAGGUCACAGUGCUUGCAGUUCUCUCAGCUUGUAACCAUGGCGGAUUAGUGGAGGAAGGAAGAAAGUGGUUCCACGUGAUGAGAGAAGAAUUUGGCCUGAAUGCUAAAAUUGAGCACUAUGGCUGUAUGGUUGAUAUACUUGGCAGAGCAGGGAACCUAGAUGAAGCAGAGGAUUUGAUUACAAACAUGCCUUUUGAGCCAAACGGUAUAAUUCUAAGCUCUUUCUUGUCUGCAUGUGGUCAAUACAAGGAUAUAGAAAGGGCUGAGAGAAUUCUGAAGAAGGCAGUUGAAAUGGAGCCUCAGAAUGAUGGGAAUUAUGUUCUGUUGAGGAACUUGUACGCUGCAGAUAAAAGAUGGGACGAUUUCGGGAUGGUGAAAAACAUGAUGAGGAAGAACGAAGCCAAGAAAGAGGUUGGUUGUAGCUUGAUUGAGAUAAAUUAUAUCGUUUCUGAGUUUAUAUCAGGAGAUACAGCCCAUCCUCAUCGGCAAAGCAUACAUAUGGUUCUCGAGAGGCUGCUUAUGCACAUGAAAGAGGAGGAAGCCAACUGGUGAAAGUAACUCACAGUUUCAUGUUAGUUCAUCACAUGCUACUCAAUAUGAGAUACUUGGGCCAUUAAGAGUUAGUAGUAGCAUUCUAAGAGAGGUUACCAUGUUCAGACCAAUGGACUCAGAGAACUUCCAUGUUCCUCAACAGUGGAAAAUUAAAAAAAGCUCCAUAUCCAGUUCUUUGUUUGGUAUGUCUCUGCAGUGCUAUGAAACAGCUCCACUAGCUCUUGGAACAAAGAUAUUAGCAUCUGAAGCUUUGGCUCAUGAAUGGGAUAGCAAAAGACUGAAUCAAAGAUAUGUAAGGAUUAGUUGCAUCAUCUCGAUCAGAGUGCAGUGUACUACUGUAGUACCAGUGUGCGGCACACUGUGUGCCUGAAAAACCCCUAAACCCCGAAUCACAGAAGGAUUAUCAAGCAGGAAAGAAAAGAGAGAAGAAGAAGAUCAUGGAAGACGACAAAUCUGGUGCUCCUCUUCCUGCGGAUCCUGUCCUCCCUGGUGCGGCUCCUUACCCUCUGUCAAUUGAGAGAAGAAAUGGACAAGACACUCUUUGCUGCAUACAUCGCAAAGGAUGAAGAGAUCGCCAAUAAAAAGGCGAAAUUAGAUGCGCUACGCAAGGAAAUUAAGAAACUACAAGAUGGGGAGAGAGGACUGAACUGAGACUGACUGACAACAAGUAUAGCAGCGACUCGACAAGUGUGAUACAGAAACAUUAAUCAAAGCAAAUGAUAUGACUAUUAACGAGUAACAUAAACACUUUAAAAAACCUCAGA
This is a messenger RNA of Camelina sativa (false flax), 2841 nucleotides long. Its product is annotated as pentatricopeptide repeat-containing protein At2g44880. Gene Ontology annotation, biological process: RNA modification. Gene Ontology annotation, molecular function: protein binding; RNA binding. The record is from RefSeq and is a predicted model, not a curated record. Lineage: Eukaryota; Viridiplantae; Streptophyta; Magnoliopsida; Brassicales; Brassicaceae.